This is a messenger RNA of Salpingoeca rosetta, 1392 nucleotides long. RefSeq lists its product as uncharacterized. The record is from RefSeq and is a predicted model, not a curated record. Bases 1 to 1392 code for a protein of 463 amino acids. Gene Ontology annotation, biological process: G protein-coupled receptor signaling pathway. Gene Ontology annotation, molecular function: G protein-coupled receptor binding; guanyl-nucleotide exchange factor activity. Gene Ontology annotation, cellular component: cytoplasm. The transcript has 17 exons. NCBI's taxonomy places the organism in Eukaryota, Choanoflagellata, Craspedida, Salpingoecidae.
AUGAGCUCGCCCAAUCACUCCACGCCGGCCCACCCUGACACGGGAUAUGGGCACGAAGAAAAGCAAGGGCGGGGCUGGUUGCGCUCAAAGAUCAAGAUCAACUAUUCGUCAAAGAAGCGAGAUUCCGUCCAUGCACCGGCUGACGAUGACAGUCUCCCCAAGCCAAAGACAUCCAAGCUAAAGAAGCCGUUCAAAACGCUGCGUCGAAAGGAAGGGAGCAAACAAACCAUCGACUUUUCAAGUGUGAGCCAGAGCGACAGUCAAGCGAGCGGCGGCGAUGAUGCCAGCCAGUCUGCGUCGAGCGGGUCAUCGGAGCAGCUUGGCAUCCCACCAGACCCUGCUGCAACGGAGCCGUUGAGCUGGACCGAGAUUGCGCCCGAGUCGCUGACACGCGGGAUGAAGGACAAGGACGUGAAGCGGCAGGAGAUGAUCUACGAGUUGAUACAGACGGAGCGCGGGUUCAUUCGCUUCCUCACCAUCCUGCGUGUGCUGUUUCGCCAGCGGGUGGAGCUGGAGGGCGUGGUCACACCGGAGGAAUCAUCCACCCUCUUCUGCAACGUGGACGACGUCCUUGCAAUGAACGCACAACUGUGCGAGCGGCUGCUGUCCGCGAAACAGCAGUCGCCGACACCACGAAUUGAGCGUGUUGGGCCAAUGCUUCGCGAGUGCUUUGAGGCGCUCGAUCCGCACGUGUACGCCGUGUUCUGCGCAAACCAGCGCCGCGCUGUUGCCCUCUUCCAGCAAAAGAUGAAGAGCUCGCCCGAGUUUGCGCGCGUGCUGGAUCGCGUGCACAGCAAUCCCCACUGCGCCCGUCUCAAGUUCCCAGACUUUGUCGCAAAGGUGUUCCAGCGGUUGAGCAAAUAUCCGCUUCUCCUAUCCGGUAUUGAGAAGUACGCGCCAAAGGGGUCGUCGUUCAAGAGCGAGCGGCACGAUGUUCACGCGGCAAUUCUUCGCAGUAAACACAUCUUGGAGGAGAUGGACUGGGAGCGCGUUCUGGAUCUGCAGCACAAUCUCGACUUCAGCGCAUGCACCAGCGAGCUCAAGCACUUGAGGCGUCUUGACUUGACGGCGCAUCCGCGGCAAAUCAUGCGGGAGGGGUCGCUUGAUAUUGUCAUUGACAGCCAGAACAACGUCAAGGAGGUGUAUGUGAUUGUGCUGACAGACUUGAUUCUCUUCACGCAACGGCGUGACGGUCACUUCCUCCUCAAAUGCCCAGGCCGCAACAUCACAAAUGAGGGCGCCAAGAGCCCUGUGCUGCGACUGCGCGAUGCACACGCGCGCGCAGAGGCCGCGGCCAAGGACGGAUUCCUCCUCCUCAACAAGACGGAUGCGUGCAUUUACCAGCUGCGGGCCAUGUCGAAGAAGAAGGAGUGGAUCGAAACGAUCACGUGA